Molecule: messenger RNA, 2165 nt
Organism: Peromyscus maniculatus bairdii (prairie deer mouse)
Lineage: Eukaryota; Metazoa; Chordata; Mammalia; Rodentia; Cricetidae
Source: RefSeq, a predicted model, not a curated record
GGCAGCACACUGCCAUCUGAAUGUUCAAUGUUCCUAACUUGCCUAAAGUGUAGAUGAAGAAUGUACUGCCAAAUAAUCCUUCUGUUUACUUCUUUCCUCAGGUCACCUGUGGUGAGAGCCAGGAAGAGAACUUGUGUAGAGCCCUGGGUUAUCGGCCUCAUCUCUUUUUUAUCCCUGAUUGUCCUUGCUGUGUGUAUUGGACUCACCGUUCACUAUGUCAGAUACAAUCAAAGGAGGACCUACCAUUACUACAGCACAUUGCCAUUCACAAGUGACAAGCUGUAUUCUGAAUUUGGAAGAGAGGCUUCUAAAAAUUUCACAGAAAUGAGCCAGAGAAUUGAAACUAUGGUGAAAAAUGCAUUUUAUAAAUCUCCACUGAGGGGACAACUUGUCAAGGCUCACAUCAUUAAGUUCAGUAAAGAAUACGAUGGAGUGUCGGCUCACAUGCUACUGAUUUUUCGAAUUCGCUUGACUGAGGAUCCUGAAGCUGUGCAUCAAAUUGUUGAACAUGUUCUGCAUGAAAAGCUGAAAUAUGUUCCAGGACCCCCCACUGUCGAUCCUGAAUCAGUUGAAAUUAAAAAAAUCAACAAGACAGAAACAGACAACUAUCUCAACCAUUGUUGUGGGACGCGGCGGAAUAAAUCUACAGCCCAGACUAGUCUCAGGAUUGUUGGAGGGACACAAGCAGAAGAGGGGGAAUGGCCGUGGCAGAGUAGCCUGCAGUGGGAUGGGUCCCACCGCUGCGGAGCGGCUUUGAUCAAUAACACAUGGCUCGUGAGUGCUGCUCACUGCUUUCGAACGCACAAGGACCCAUCCAGAUGGACUGCUUCCUUUGGGUCAACAAUACAACCUCCAAAACUGAAGACAGGCCUCCGGAGGAUAAUUGUUCAUGAAAAAUACAGCUACCCAUCGCAUGACUAUGACAUUGCUCUGGCACAGCUUUCUAGGCCGGUCCCCUGCACAAAUGCAGUGCACAAGGUUUGUCUCCCCGAUGCAAACCAUGAAUUCCAUUCGGGGCAGAAGAUGUUUGUGACAGGAUUCGGAGCAUUGCAAAAUGAUGGAUUUACCCAGACUCACCUCCGGCAAGUGCAGGUGGACUACAUAGACACUCAAACCUGCAAUCAACCUCAAGCAUACAAUGGCGCCAUCACUCCUAGGAUGCUGUGUGCUGGCUUCUUAAGAGGAGGGAAAGAUGCAUGCCAGGGUGACUCUGGAGGACCACUGGUUGCUCCAGAUGUUAGAGAUAUCUGGUACCUUGCUGGAAUAGUGAGCUGGGGAGAUGAAUGUGCCCAACCAAAUAAGCCUGGUGUUUAUACCAGAGUGACUGCCUUUCGGGACUGGAUUGCAUCAAACACUGGUCUCUAAAGCAGAAGGACCCAGUGGGAUGAAAUGGAUGUAUUAGUCCGUAGGCUGUUCUUAGAGACACACAGCUGCAAAGGAAUCUUUAUAAAUCAGGAGGACCCGAACUACCACACUGAACAAUCCGAAGUGUACAUUUCCUUCCUAGCUUAGUUCUUUACAUGAGCAUCUUGCUUCUUUCAGAGGGACUCUGCCAACCUGCAGUCUUUUAUUUUCUACAAGUUUUCUGUCGCCAAAAUUUUGACUUGCUGAUCCAAAGUGCUCAUGCACACUUACAAUGUGAAGCAAGCCUUUCCUUUAUCUCACCAGCUUCUCUCAUAUUAGUGAAUUUCUACUUUUCAAGUGCAAGAUGAGGAAUGACAUAAAGUGGGAAAUGAAAAGGAACUAUAUUUUUAAUGUACAGAAAAACAUUAGGGAUUUUUAAAAAUAGAAUGUGAGAAGUGAUCACAUUCGUUACAAAAGAUCAGCAAGCAUGGGCAGCCACAGACUUGUCAAAAUUUCAUGUUGGAGAAGAAGUUGAAGAAAUGGAGAAACUAAUAUAUAGCUAAAUUUUCUUCCUACAUGACUAACAAGAGCAACAUGAAAAUGAUUGUUUCCUGUGGCUACAAUAAUCACGCAAACGCUUUAUAAUGUACUUGUUAUGAACAAAUCAAAGAAAAUAAUAUUUAUUUGCAACUGACAUGCAGAGGAUGUCAACAUACAAUCAAGAAUGAAAUAAAUCACUGACUUGCUUGACAUUGCAACAUGAAAACUAAUGAAGGAAUGAAGGAUGAGGAAAAGCUUACUAAUAAAAUUACUGGAAAUUC